CAAGCAGGACCCCUGGCUCGGUGGAUUCCCUUUUAAAACUCCUGGCAGAUAUCACAGAUAAUAACCUGUCAUGAAGCUGGUCGCUGUGCUCCUGCUGGUGACCAUUGGCAUAUGCAGUUACUCUGCUACGGCCUUCCUCAUCAACAAGGUGCCACUUCCUGUCAAGGAUGCCUUACCUUUACCUCUGGACACCAUCCUCACCCUGGAUCCCUUCAAGCUGCUUCUGAAAACUCUGGGCAUUUCUGUUGAGCACCUUGUGGAAGGGCUAAGACAGAGUGUGAAUGGGCUGACCCCAGAGGCCGCUGAGGCCGUGAAGAAACUGCUGGACGCCCUAUCACAUUUGGUGUGACGGCAGGACAAAGCGAGAAUAGAAGGAGGAUUGUGGUCUCCUCCUCCCUGGCUGAAGCUCGCUCCAUCCUAAAACGUUGUGACUCCUGGAAAGAAUGAAUAAAGCGAUGAAUAGA
Molecule: messenger RNA, 464 nt
Organism: Phyllostomus hastatus (greater spear-nosed bat)
Lineage: Eukaryota; Metazoa; Chordata; Mammalia; Chiroptera; Phyllostomidae
Gene: SCGB3A2
Product: secretoglobin family 3A member 2
Exons: 3
Coding region: 71-349 (92 amino acids)
Source: RefSeq, a predicted model, not a curated record